This is a messenger RNA of Salvia splendens (bonfire salvia), 471 nucleotides long. RefSeq names its product dof zinc finger protein DOF5.3. Gene Ontology annotation, molecular function: DNA-binding transcription factor activity; DNA binding. Gene Ontology annotation, biological process: regulation of DNA-templated transcription. The transcript has a single exon. NCBI's taxonomy places the organism in Eukaryota, Viridiplantae, Streptophyta, Magnoliopsida, Lamiales, Lamiaceae. The record is from RefSeq and is a predicted model, not a curated record. The coding region runs from base 1 to 471 and encodes 156 amino acids.
AUGCGACCUUCAUCAUCAAGCUUCAACCACCGUUUCUUCGAUCACACCAAGCCCCCAUUGCUAAUCAACAAAUGGAGGCCGAGCAACGACGUCGUGGCUCCAAGCUGCCCGAGAUGCUUCUCCUCCAACACCAAGUUCUGCUACUACAACAACUACAGCGUCUCCCAGCCUCGCUACUUCUGCAAGUCCUGCCGCCGCUACUGGACCCGCGGCGGCUCCCUCCGCAACGUCCCCAUCGGCGGUGGCUCCCGCAAAACCCGCCCCUCCACCCCUCCCCCAGCCGCUCCUCCGGAGGCCUCUGUGUUUCCGCCGGCGGCGGAGAAUUUUAAGAUGUUUCCGGAGCUGGAGUGGCCGUUGGUGGAGGUGGAGGGAUUUGAGGAGGUGUUUUGGAGUGGCGGCGGCGGCGAUCGGAUGAGAAUGUCGUACGAGGAUUUGAUGAGUGACAAUUGGGAUCUGUCGGCUUAUGAUUAA